ACAGAGGUCACAGUUUGUUUUCAAAAUAGGGCAUCCACGAGGCAUUUGGACAAGUCCAACCUAAUGAGCAGCAGCGGUGGCAUCCUCCAACAGCGACAACGGGAUGCACCAGUACCUCAAUGGCUCCACAGUCACGUGCAAGUACUCAGCGGAAUUCCGUGGUUUGGUCUAUAAGGUCAACCCGCAUGACUUGUCGUGCGUGUACAAGCGCAUGUUCGAGAUGUGCGCCACGAACGCACUGCGCGACCUUGGGGUAAAUGAGUGGCUUUACAAAAUGGCGACGGAUUUUGGAGUGCCAGAGCGGAUAUGUGCGUCACCGGUGGAAACGGAGAAGCGUCAUGUGGCGUCAAGAGUAUCAUUGAUGCAGAGCAACUUAGUGGGCGUUCCCAUCUUUUAUCCUGCCGAGGCCAACAAAGAAACGAAACAUAUACAGGGAUGGCAGACCUGCCAACAAACUCAUUCUUCCUCCUCGUUGCCCGAGCACCGCCCAAUGGUGGCGAACCUCUCCAAAAAGGAGAAACAUCGCAGCCAAUCUGCACUGGGAAAACUCGAAUGCGGCGGGAAAGAUGAACGCCCCCGCCCCGUUCGUGCUAAUAGCGUGCAGUGUAGGAAAGCCAUGUCGUCCGAGGUGAUCAGCAAUAAACAAGAAACCCCCCAAAACCUGAACACCCACACCUUCACCCUUGGAACCACGCCACAGAUCAGCUACCGGUUCCGUCACCAUGACGACCUUGACUGCUACAUGGAACAAUAUAGGGACCAGUACACAUACAAGCGCUUGGCUCUGAUAAGACCCAACAUGAACGAGAUGCGUCCAUACCAGAUUACCCUCCCUGUACCCCCUCUCCUUCGGUGUUUUGACAUGUUUGGGUGUAUCCAGCCACCCCCGGGCUGCGGGCCCCGGAUGAGCGUCAGUCGCCUUUCGGCCGCCGGUAGCACCCCUACAGGCCGGACCACGCCCAAAAUGCAGGCAAAGAAAAAACUGAUCAAGGCGUCGAUAGGAAUAAAGUCUCCCGAAAGCCGCCCCGAAAGACAGACGUCCAACGUGCUGGCAGCCGAAAACGGCAUCCUCAAGAUGGAGUUCCAGGGGCAACCACUGCCACAUGUUCAGCCGCCUACAACACAAACACUGACCAGCGGCCGGAAGUCUUCCACCAGUGUGUACAGCGACCCCUGUCUGUCGUCUGUCUCUGUCAACAACAUCAAAAUCCCCAUCGUCUGCCGCACCAGGCCCACCAUCCCCAGCAACGCCCACGGCACAAUCUACGCCUCUUCCACGGAGACCCCGACAUACGUUGUCUCUUACCACAAGAACAAAUGAUGUUUGUGUAAUGCCUCGGUGCAUCUGUGUUCUCACAGGACGACCUUUUGACACGAGGCUGUAUAAGGGGUCUACUGUGGCUGGUCCACGGGCUGUGGCUGUCGCUAUACAGUGAGGUUGCCGUGCAGAAAUGUGAACUGACAAAUACUGCAUGGCCACACGUUUGAGCCAUUGCCUAUGGAAAAUACGCGAUCAGUUAUCAACACGGUGUUAAACCCGCAAGGCAUUAUCAACUUACUUGAUCUCUUAUAAUCCUCGAACUAACGGUUUGAUCCGAUUCCCUAUACACGUGAGAAGUGGAAUUUGCUAUAGCUGGUCCAGCAUAUGUCAUCAUUCCAAGGUGAUGUUUUCCGGGAUACUGUGAUAGCCAUGACGGCGCUCAAUAUUCCAGCAGGAACCAUGACGUGUAUGAGACUGUACGUUAAUGUAUUCUUGCAGUAGUGUGUGUCCCACACAAACAUAACAACACGGACCUUGAAGAAGAAACUUUAUCUCGGUGUAUUGAAGAGAUCAGUCGAUGUUGACAAACUUUCGUUUUGUCGUAAACACUUGAACGGUGUGAUUUUACGUGCGCUUCCAGCUAAUGCCCCUGUGACUACCUUGAUAAGGGUUAUGUUUUUGCAAUGUUAUAUCAAUGUGCAUUUUGGCACAUUUCCAAAAGGCAAUCGUAGCUCUGUGAGUCUCACCUUCGAACAAUAGAUGCAUGCAAAAGUCA
Molecule: messenger RNA, 2036 nt
Organism: Haliotis rufescens (red abalone)
Lineage: Eukaryota; Metazoa; Mollusca; Gastropoda; Lepetellida; Haliotidae
Exons: 5
Coding region: 104-1321 (405 amino acids)
Source: RefSeq, a predicted model, not a curated record